Molecule: messenger RNA, 3940 nt
Organism: Sitophilus oryzae (rice weevil)
Lineage: Eukaryota; Metazoa; Arthropoda; Insecta; Coleoptera; Curculionidae
Exons: 7
Coding region: 2388-3920 (510 amino acids)
Source: RefSeq, a predicted model, not a curated record
AUGAUGUUUAAAAUUCAGUUAAACAACAAAAGUAAAUACGCCAAAAUUGAUGAAACAUCAGAUAAUGUGACAUACUCUGAAAUAGUCGAGUUAGGUAAGUAAAUAUCUAAGAUUAUGUUUAGUAGUUUAGUGCUUUGUAAAUUUUAAUGGCGGAUUUAUAGAAAUGCGAGACUCGAUAUCCUACCUACAUACCUACAAUAUAAUUAUUUCUUUCCUGGAUUUUAAUAGUAUUUUUAAGUAAGUAUAUUUUAUAUGCUCUAAAACACUUAAGCCCCAAUUAUACAUUGAAAACGGUGCGGUUCGACGUUGCGGUUGACGUUGAACGAUAACGACGGUAAUUUGUUGCUAGUUAUAGAUAUAAAACGUUUUAGUUAACAUUUCGGGUUGUCCAUCAUGGGUUAGAAUCAAAUCAAACAAAACAUCAAAUAGAAACACCUACAAAGUACUAAAUUUUAAUAUAAAUCACCUUUUUUCUGCAUUUUCUAAAGAAAAUUUCGAAAUUUCAUACCUACUUUCCAAAAAGAAACUGAAACAAUUUUGAGGUUAUGUUAUGAUCGCAUUCUUUUUAAAUAGAGGCGCUAAAAAAUAAGGCAUUUCUAUUGGCUAUUACUAACGUUUCAAGGUCAACGUUCCUGUCGAAGUUAAAAGUUGGUUAACUUUUGAACGUAAAACGUCAACCGCAACAAAAACCUAUAAAAUAUUACUGUCAGUGAUAUUAAUAUGUGACAUCAUACAGGGUGUUCCAUUUAAAACGAAACAGGUUGAAUAUCUCACUCUGUUUCAAUUUUACGGAAAAUCGCUCGAACACGUCACCUGAUUUACCAAGGGGGACAUUUUUUGUAACAAUUUUUAACACUUUAAGUUCAGCCCCCUAGAAAGGGGGGGGCCGAGCCCCUAAAAUUUCAAGUGGAAUAUGGGGUCGAGUAAUACCUCAUUUGAAAGGUCUUUUCAUUCUCUUUUCAUCCCCAAAGUUUGAAGUCUCUGUCACUUUCCAAAACAAAAUGGUAUUAUAUCAAAAUUUCGGAAUUUCUGAAAAAUUUUACUUUUUUAGACUUUUGAGACUUUUCGAAUAUAUUUCCAUGAAAAUGAGUGUGAAGUUAGUUCGAAAAGUCUCCAAAGUGUUGAAAAGUAAUAAUACAUUUUAUUCUUAUAAUUAAAAAUUUUUCAGAAAUUCCGAAAUUUUGACAGAGUACCAUUUUGUUUUGGAAAGUGACAGAGACUUCAAACUUUGGGACUGAAAAGAGAAUGAUUCCGAAUAUACCAUAUGUCGAUCUACUCUGCCAUGAAUUCAGUGCAAAUUCACUUAAUUCACAUAACAUAAAGUUGCUUAGCAACUUAAUGUUGAAAUUGCAUUGAAUUCAUGGCACUUACGCGGACUCAUGGCAGAGUAAAUCAAGUUAACGUAAAUUCAAUGCAACCUUAAACUUAAAUAACUUGAAAAUUGUUGAACCAGAAGAAAAGAAUCGUCCUAACCUGAAAAUAUACAGGGGGUUCCAUUUAAAAAAUAUAACUUUUAUCCAUGGGCGACUUCUGCAACACCCUGUAUAUAUAAAAAUAUGUCUUGCAAAUAGCUUAAUCUUUUUUGUGAAACUUUUGUAUUUGACAUUUUUUCCCCAAACGUCAAAUAAAAUACUUACAGGGGGACAUUAUAAAUGAUCAUCCUGUACAUAUAGGCUACUUCAUCCUAUAAUAAAACAGAGAUUUGAUAGUUGUCAUGGCAAAUUAAUUUAAAUUUAAAUGAAACAUCGUGUGUGAAAAGUGUCAAAUCGCUAUUUUAUAGAAUAAGCUAUACGUUCGGCUUUGCAAAUCUAACCAAUCUGAAUACAUAAAAAACAACUAGGUAUUGGAAGCUGUCUACAAGAAAGAGAGACAAAAAAUCUGAAAUUUAUCUCGAAUCUGUCAAAAUGUUGUUGUAAAUGUCAUCUUUUCAAUCUGUCCCCAAAACUGAAGCACAAAGAUGACAUUUUUAACAACACUUUGACAUAUCCGAGAUUAAUUUCAUUUAUCCAGAUUUGCAAUUUGCUAUUUGUUUCGUGCAGCUGUCAGUUUUUAGGUUAGUUUUCCUCCAAUGUAAUGUCAAGAUCACGUGCUGCAUUGAAUACAUUUUAAAUAAUAAUAAAAAAACAUAUAAAUAAUAAAUUUCGUGCAGCACGCGAUCUUGACGUGACAGGCCUUGAAGGAAAAAUACUGACAGCUCGACGAAACCCAUAUACCUACUUGUAUCUUGUAUACAUGUUAUUAUGUACAUUGAAAUGUAAAACUUAAAUCUAAGAAAGCUCUUUUUUACAGCUAAAAAGAAAUUUAAUAUUGGCGAUGAAGAAAACAUUUUCUUUACCGAUCCUGAUGGAACAGUCAUAGAAGAAGACUGUAUUCUUGACUAUUUAAAAAUGCCUAACUGUGUUUUGAAAAUCGGAGGGAUAUUAAUUAAUGAUUUUUCAUCUUCUGAUUCAACCCUAUCAAUAAACAAAGACACACCAUCUAAUGAUGAAGUUGAGAAAUGGCUGUCUAAGACUGAUACUAUAGACUGUAACGAUAGUAACCUUAUUUCUAUGAUAUCUGACGAUAUUACUGAUAAGGGUACAAUUAAUUCAGACUCAAGUGGUCUUAAUCGAGUUGUAUCCGCUGAGAAUUCUGAGAAUGUUUUUAUUCUUAACAUUGACUCAGAUGGAUUUCUUGUUCCUUCAAAUCCAAAUACGAUGGUAAAAAACAAUGAAACUGAUGGACUUAGCACUUCAACUGCAAAAUAUGUCAACUCAAAGAUGUUGAAGGAAUUUCUUUUAUGCAACGGAGGGCAAAAUAUCAUAGAGGAAUAUGAAAAAAAUCAAGUUUUAAAUAAUCGAACUAGGAGGGAACUAGUUAACUUAACAGUCCGAAUGAUGACCAACACAUAUGGCAUAAGUAUGAGCAAAGAGAUAAAGGUUGAAUUUGCUAAAGCAAUAGUCGAGUUGUUUCCAAAACUGCGAGACACUCUCAGCAAUAAAGGAGGAUACGAGAUAUUUUAUAAUGACAGCUUAAGAACCCCAAGUGGCUACCUGGCAUGGAGGCUCCGAACCGUUGCAAGAUCCAAUAUGGUGCCAAGCUCCAAACGAAAGUUAUCACCACAAGUUACAUCUGAUAGUGAUGACUCAUCAGAUGAACCAACCUUAAAAAAAGCCAGAACAUUGACAGAACAAGAAGUAGCAGACAUAGAAUUUUUAAAAAAUGCUUGCUGCAAGACGCAGAAAAAGGAAAUCAUGGAAAAAAUGAAAAACCUUUUUAACUGUAGAAAAACGAAUGACUUUUCAUUUGUCGAUUAUCCCAGAUUUUUAGACACGCCAGGACUUAUUGAACAAGAUUUCAGCUUGCUAUAUCCUGCUAAUGCCAAUAACUUUGUGGCGAAGUUUGAAAAGAAGGCUGCAAAUAUCAUAGAAAUAUACGAGGCGACAAUUUCCAAUAAAUUGGCAGAUCUUGAAGCUUGGGACAAAAAUACGAGAGCACUACUUUCUAUUAUUCAUAUGUUGCCAUCCACUGCAAAAGGCAAGAAAAAUAGGAACUCCUCGCGAGAUACUGUGAAUUCACUUAUUGAUAAGCUCUUGAUUUUUUGUUCGGUGGGUGAUCCUUUGGAUAAAAUUUUAGAGGUGAGGAAGAGUUUCCAGCCUUUUCUUGUGGCCAUUGGAUCAAAAAGGGCAGCCAUUCACGACUUUAAAAUUGUUUUUGACAAUAGAUUUUUAGACACAGGUAAAAAUAACAUUUUAGACGCAUUUGAUUUGCUAUUUAAAGUACACUUUGUUUUCAAAGUAAAAUUUGACACUGGUCUAGAAACCUUUUUUACGUUUAUACAAGACUUUUUUUAUGAAAUAGAUAGAGAAAAAAUUCACUACACAACAAAAAUGCGAGAGUUAAGAAAUCGAAUAGUACAUUUUGAAGAAAACAAUAGUUAAGGUUAUUAGAUAUUACUCCC